CGAAAGUCAGGCCUGGGAAGUGGCACAGCUUUUCUGAUUUCCUCCUCAUCAGGGACCAGUUUUUCUGAUUUCCUCCUCAUCGGGAGUUUUUCCGCCCUGGACCAGGGGUGCAAACGAGUUCAGGGCCGCCUUGAAAUCGCAAGACCCCUCUCCAAGGACACUGAAGGCCCAGGGUUACAGAAAACCUAAAGGAGCGAUCAUCGAGGGAGGAACUGAAGUUUAAAGACAGCCGUGGCUUUAAUCAGCGUGGUAGGGAGUAGUCGGACGCUCCCGGUUUUGGUUUCCCCAAGAGAAAGGGAGAAGAAGAUGCGAUAGUUUUCCUCCUGGGGAAAGCUUCGCAGUGGAUGCGGUCGGUGAAGAUCCAAAGACCCCGCAGGCCCCACAUCACUGAUCCAGGCCCUCUGCUGCACCUCCUGCUCUCCUGCUGCUGCUAAUCCAGCCGUUCCGUCGCUCUCAGCACAUCUGUCACCAAGGCUGAGGCAAGAAUUGAAGGGGCCUCCGAGGUGUGGAUGAGUGGGACAGCAUGACCGCAGAGGAUUCCGCCACGAUGAUGAACACCGAGUCUUCCGGCAUGGCGGCGGCGGCGGCGGCGGGCAAAGUGCCCGAGGGGGUGGCCGGGGCCCCGAACGAGGCGGCCCUGCUGGCCCUCAUGGAGCGCACGGGCUACAGCAUGCUUCAGGAGAACGGCCAGCGCAAAUACGGGGGCCCGCCCCCCGGCUGGGAGGGGCUGCACCCGCCCCGCGGCUGCGAGGUCUUCGUGGGCAAGAUCCCCCGGGACGUGUACGAGGACGAGCUGGUUCCCGUGUUCGAGUCCGUCGGGCGCAUCUACGAGAUGCGCCUCAUGAUGGACUUCGACGGCAAGAACCGCGGCUACGCCUUUGUCACGUACACGCACAAGCACGAAGCCAAGCGGGCCGUGCGGGAGCUGAACAACUACGAGGUGCGGCCGGGCCGCCUGCUGGGCGUGUGCUGCAGCGUGGACAACUGCAGGCUCUUCAUCGGGGGCAUCCCCAAGAUGAAGAAGCGGGAAGAGAUCCUGGAGGAGAUCUCCAAGGUGACCGAGGGCGUGCUGGACGUCAUCGUCUACGCCAGCGCGGCGGACAAGAUGAAGAACCGCGGCUUCGCCUUCGUGGAGUACGAGAGCCACCGGGCGGCCGCCAUGGCCCGCCGGAAGCUGAUGCCCGGCCGGAUCCAGCUGUGGGGCCACCAGAUCGCCGUGGACUGGGCCGAGCCGGAGAUCGACGUGGACGAGGACGUCAUGGAGACCGUCAAGAUCCUGUACGUGCGGAACCUGAUGAUCGAGACGACGGAGGAGGCCAUCAAGAAGAGCUUCGGCCAGUUCAACCCCGGCUGCGUGGAGCGCGUCAAGAAGAUCCGCGACUACGCCUUCGUGCACUUCGUCAGCCGGGAGGACGCCGUCCGGGCCAUGAACAGCCUCAACGGCACCGAGCUGGAGGGCUCCUGCCUGGAGGUCACGCUGGCCAAGCCGGUUGACAAGGAGCAGUAUACUCGCUACCAGAAGGCAGCCAAAGGGGGUGCCGCCUCUGAGGUGACCACUCAGCAGCCCAACUAUGUUUACCCGUGUGACCCCUACACCCUGGCAUACUACGGCUACCCCUACAGUGCCCUUGUUGGGCCCAACCGAGAUUACUUUGUCAAAGCAGGCAGCGUGCGGGGCCGAGGUCGAGGAGCGGCCGGCAGCAGAGCCCCGGGCCCCAGGGGCUCCUACCUGGGGGGCUACUCAGCUGGACGUGGCAUCUACAGCCGCUACCACGAGGGGAAGGGAAAGCAGCAGGAUAAAGGCUACGAGCUGGUCCCCAGUUUGGAAUUGUCCGCCGUCAACCCCGUGGCCAUCAAACCUGGGACAGUGGCCAUUCCUGCCAUCGGGGCCCAGUACUCCAUGUUCCAGCCGGCCCCAGCUCCCAAGAUGCUGGAGGACGGCAAAAUCCACACCAUGGAGCACAUGCUCAACCCCAUUACCGUGCAGCCCGAUGCUGCUGUCGCCGCCGCUGCUGCCGUCCUUCCGGCCGUCUCCACACCUCCCCCGUUCCAGGGCCGUCCGAUCACCCCGGUGUACACCAUGGCCCCAAACGUCCAGAGAAUUCCUACUGCUGGCAUCUACGGGGCCAGUUACGUCCCAUUCGCCGCCCCGGCCGCUGCCACGGCCACAAUAGCCACCCUGCAGAAAAACGCGGCAGCGGUGUAUGGGGGUUACGCCGGCUACAUGUCGCAGGCGUUUCCCGCGGCGACCAUCCAGGUGCCCAUCCACGACGUGUACCAGACAUACUAAUGCCCGGCCCCCGCUGGAACCGAGCCCCGAAGGAACUUUUACUAUUUAUGAAGAACAACUCUACUGCAACAGCCCUCUUGGAACUUAGUGAAUAUAGAAACCCCUGAGCGUGGAGAAUGUUAGCAGAUGAUCUCUUGAAAUAUUUUAUACAUAUGAAGUUUUCACUCAUUUUUUUUAGAGUCUUUGAAAAGUGGCAGGCCUGUAUUCACGCAAUUCUAAGAGACUUACAUGGGUUUUACUCUACCACCUCUAGAAAUCGGGAUGCAGUAGCAGGUUGUAUAGGUUUUCUAGCAAUUAUAUUUUCAAUAUAUUUGUGGUAUGAAGGUUAUUUUCUUAACUUCUGCACUCCAGAGAUUUCUAUUUUGCAGUGCCUUUAAAACUACAUCAACUUUCUAUUAGAAAGCACGACUGAGCAGAUAGGGAAAGUUCAAACGAUAUAUUUUGAUAUCUGUUCAGUGGUUUUUGUUUUGUUUUGUUUUAAACCACUAAUUGUGCUUUGAAAAGCCCUCAAGUCCUUUUUUUUAAAGAGUCCUGCCGCAAACUGCAGUGUAGGCAGACUGGCAUUGUCCUGGUUUGACAGUGAUCAGGAAAGAAGUGAAACAUCCAAAUGAUUUUAUUACUUGGGAGUGAGAACACUAAUAGUUCUCUUAUUCCCCAUUCAAGGAUUAUGCUGCUCUGCCCUCUCUCAUCCCGGCUCUGCCCCCCAGCUACCCCCCACGAUCGUCCGUAACCACCUCUUUGCUCCUACGAGCAUCACCUCUCUAUCCCCUCCCUUACCCUUCCCAUUCCUGCUCUCUGCCCUGCCUCAACUUCCCCCUCUCUUCCCCCCAUGACUAUCCCCGACCCACAUCUUCCCCCUUCUCCUACCCUGGACUUUCCCCUCUUCAAACUGGCCCUGGCACCACCUUGGCUCUUCUGGUAUCAUGUAAGUUACUUUAAAUAACAGAGGAGUUGUUGGCUUUAGGAUCACCACCGAUUUGAUGAUGCUUUCUAUAGCGUCUCGUGGGGUUAGAGUGUAAAUCCGAUCCAGCCUGGACCAAAUAACUGGUUUAGAGUUCCCCCAGGAGAGACGAACCUCCCUCCCCAAGACCUCCUUACUGAACCAACUUGGGCGUGGAAGUCGUAGUGGGACCGUAGUUGAUGCGUCCGAUGACAAAAGCGGCCUCGUCAACCUCCCGACUUCCUCGUGGCUUCGGGCAAUAUCCCCUCAGCAGUUACAGGGUUGGAGCUUCGGAAAUACCCUCCGAGCGUAGACUGCAGCCUGCCUUCCGGGAAGACUUUAGAAGUCCUGUUUGUAAAUAUCUUUGAAUACACCGUUUUUUAAGGCAUUCUGUGUUAAAAGUACAAGGUAUGUGGUUUGCCACAAAGUGAAAUCAUUGAAUUUGGACGUGGUUCAGCAGGUUUGCUUUCUUAGGAGGGAAAUAGGAUUGCAGUGUUCUGUGGCCUGUUUCAAGGCCUGUUUAGAGUAGUGAAAUGUACGAUUCUCACCCACUGGACCAACUCAGGCCAAGCAAUCUGUGUAGACAGUGAGGUGCACCCUAGGGAUUGAGCUGGCAACUUCGGGUCCCGUCGGGAUUUAACCAGAUCCCGGGUUUCUUCCCCAAACUGGGGGCUGAAGGGAAUGUCUGUGUGCGGAUGUGGACUGAGAGCAGGGUCGAGUCCUUAGCAAAUAUUUUAGAUUUUGUUGAAAGAUUAUAAAUUAAGAGAUUUACUUACCCAAAUUCUUACCUUCUCACCUUUUAUAAGGGAGGGUUUUUUAUAUAGUAAGCAAUAUUUAUUUAACUGUUCUUUAAGAUAAUUAAGAGCCUCUGAGGCCUUUAAACAUACCUUGUCCACCACCCCAAGAACCUUCGGUGGCCUCGAGAAGUUGUGCAAUGUUCCUGGAAAAGCCCAGGGAGACGCAUCCCCGGUGAGUCGGUGCUUAAUUUCCAGAGGGGGCCGAGCCCUGGUACUCGCGUUCGGGCCUCGGACGUCUGGGGUGUUGGCUAUGGGGACGAGGGGGUGGCCAUUUUUCCCCGUCAAGGACCGCUGGAGCCGUUAAGCGGCGGCCUGUCCAACCUUAGGACCCGGGGGCUGGACCUUUCCCAGGGUGACCCUGGGAGGAGCCGCUGCCGCUGGACAGGAUGCUCCCGGCCCUUUUUGUAUCGUACGUACGUGGGCGUAGCAUCUGUGAGGCCAGGAUCCCGCCCUGGCCGAUUGCCAAACUACCUUAACCUAGCACUGGGGAAGGGGAAACCCCCCACCCCCCGCACCCUCCUCUUUUCCCUCCCCUGGGGCCAGGGCCUCCCUGCCCUCCUGCCCUGUUGUUUCAGAACCAUUUCAUGUACACUACUGAGGUAAGUUAUAACUGGAAAUGUGAACGCUUUAUUUUUUUAGGUUAAGAACAAACUGUACACACACACACGAGAAAGACUCUUUUGUGUGCCCUGUUUUCAAACGCUGAUACUCUAGCUCUUCUCUUUUCUCUAGUUUGGUUCUGUCUCUGCGGAAAGCUUUAAAAUGGAUUUAGGUCUUCCUCUUAGCGAGUAGGAAAUAAAGCAUUGUCCAAAAAACC
Molecule: messenger RNA, 4844 nt
Organism: Tachyglossus aculeatus (Australian echidna)
Lineage: Eukaryota; Metazoa; Chordata; Mammalia; Monotremata; Tachyglossidae
Gene: RBM47
Product: RNA binding motif protein 47
Exons: 6
Coding region: 524-2290 (588 amino acids)
Cellular component (GO): nucleus
Molecular function (GO): mRNA binding
Source: RefSeq, a predicted model, not a curated record